Messenger RNA from Symbiodinium sp. CCMP2592, 1824 nucleotides. Lineage: Eukaryota; Dinophyceae; Suessiales; Symbiodiniaceae. The record is from the annotation of a GenBank genome assembly.
AUGGGCAUAGACAAUUGCUGGCACAGCGUGCUCGGAUGGCUGAUGUGCAUCCUCAAGGUCACCACACUGGUGUGGUCUGCGGUGUUCCUCUUCUGGAUGCGAGCCUACAGCAACAGCGUCGUCCCUUCUGGGGGAAGCUUCCUGGAGCUGUGGAUUGAGCCAGCGGCGGAGGUCCCGGCGGCAGACUCCAGCCUCAGCUACUGCACGGAUCCGGCUCAAUACGACUACAACUACAGCGAGCGCUUCAGCUACAGAAUGUCUGGCUGCGAACACCUGCCCUUCGGCGAAAGCUACGUCAAGGGAGAAGCCACUUUGUUUUUUCCCACAUCUCUGGACGAUACCUACGUCAUGACCUUCGGAUCGGGCAAAUGCUUCGACCAUGUUAAUGCAUCGGCUGUGGCAGAAGCAGAACUGCUUUGCCAGCAAGCUCAAGGCACACUCUUUUAUCUCAGGAGCCGGACGUCCAGCGCAGGAGGGAUAGCGUGUGAAUGCCGAAGGCAGCGCUCCUUCUUUGCUGCUGUUCCGGAGAAGCAAAGGUUCCUCCUGACGCACGGGUUCUUGGCGAGCAACAUGGGGGUUUUGGGCAAUGAUCGGAUGCGUGGGAGCACCCGCUUCUCUUCGAACCAGCAGAGCUCUGAUGGCCUCUCCUGGAGUGACAUGCAAGAUGAAGGGAUCUUGACUGUUAUCCAAGACGACCAGGGUCGCGAGUGCCUCAUUGGCGGCUCCUCCCGUUUCCAACCCCAAGAAUCCCGAUUGGGAAUUGGAGCAUCUAUAGAGGAGUGGCUGCGGUGUGCGGGGGUGGACUUGCAGUGGACUGAUCCUGGGAUCUCCGGCGGGUCUGCAGGCCCUGUCGCACGUCUGACCGGCUUGGAACUGGCAAUCGAACUGGAGUACCGCAACACGCACAACAUGAACUUCAAGGGAGUCGUGUGCUAUGCCCGUGUACGAGCCAUGCAGCGCUGGAAUACCCGACCAGUUCUUCACUAUGACUACAGCCGCAGCAACGGCGAGGAAUCCGCUUAUCGAGCGCGACUUCAACGGGGUGUGGAAGUCCGCUUCGCUGUACAAGGCAAGAUCGACUUCCUCGACCUCACGCUGCUGACCACGGCACUUUCGAACAUUCUGAGUCUCUUGACAAUUCUGCCCACCCUGGUUAUCAGCUUCAUUGCCGUCACCUUCCUAGGGCCGCUCUCCAACAUCUUCUAUGCCGCCAUGGAGAGCAACAUCAACGUGGCGCUAGACUGCCGAUCGAUGAUCACCCGGCUCAUGACCAGCGAGGCAGCUUUUGAGGAGCUCUGCAACAAGGAGGCGGCCUGCGACACUGGGAAGGAGAACAAGUUUACCAGAGGCCACAUGAAGCAGCUGAUGGACGAGAUCCUCAGAAAGGAAGAGGAGCUGCAGGACCGCGAGAAGGACCAUAUCGUGGAGUUCCUGAUGGAAGAGCUCCAGAACGAGGACAACAGCAAGCUUGUGGACAGAAUGAAGUACAUGAAGUUACACCACGCGCAUGACCACGUGCAGCUGGACGAUGUGGUGCAGCUCUUCGAUCACGAUCGGCAGAAGGGCAUGCUCGAGAGGAUUUUUCGUGACGACGACUUCCAGCAGAAGAAGCAGCAGUACCAACUGAAGAAAGAGGUUUCAGAAGCGAGAGACAUGCAAAGAGCACCGCCAGCAAAAGCAGAGAGCACAAGGCAGCAGCCCAUACUGAGCAGCGCGAUCGGCAAAGGCGAAGAUAUCGGCCGUCCUGAGGCUAGUGCAGCCUCGAACAUGCCGACGGCCAGAGCCUCUCCAGAGGAGAUUGUCCCUUGGAUGACUCCGGCUUAA